CUUAUAAUGGCGAAAUCCAGACAAUGUUUGACUCUGUGGAAACCUCUGGAACUGCCCAAAAUCCAAUAUUCAAUUUCUUACGUUCCUGGACCCUCGCUUUUUUCACGCUCUAUGCAUUUAAAGGGUUUGCUUUAUAAUUUGUUGCCAAGUGAAGUGAGAGGAUACUGAAUUCAAGCUUGAAGGGAACCAAUCAAAUUGGUAACUUGUUCAAAUUCUUGGGUUAUUGAUAUGUCGAAUAUCAAGUUAGAUGAGGUUGUCUGCCGUGAUUCUGAGGAAACAGAAAUAAGUUUUUGGAAGGGGAAAGUGAUAUCAGAUGAAAAGGUUAAUCGAGUAUUCGAGAUCCUAAAUACUAUCCAUAAGGAAGGGCAGAGGUCACUUAGCGAUAUCACCGCAAAUGUUGCGAAUGGAACUAGGAAUGAUAGGUUAUUUAAAGGGAAUGAAAAACAUGCACAUGUAGUUGGAAGAAGAUCUGGACCUCUCAUAUCCGGAACAGCCUACUGCAUUUCCUCGUGCAGCAUGAUAUUGCUGAAUAAAGUUGUUCUCUCAAGUUAUAACUUCGAUGGAGGAAUAUCAUUGAUGUUUUAUCAAAAUCUGAUAGCUUGUCUAGUUGUUGCCAUAUUGGGUCUAUGUCGAGCAGUUUCGAUCGAAAAGCUCAACUGGAAGUUGAUCAGGCUUUGGAUCCCUGUAAAUAUAAUCUUCGUUGGCAUGCUUGUAUCGGGAAUGUAUAGUUUGAAAUACAUAAAUAUAGCAAUGGUUACCAUUCUGAAGAACGUGACAAAUAUUUUAACAGCAAUCGGAGAAUAUUAUGUUUUUCGAAAACGUCAAAAUGUGAAAGUCUGGACAGCCAUGUUUAUGAUGAUUAUCUCUGCUGUCAGUGGUGGUAUUACAGAUCUCUCAUUCGAUGCCACAGGGUAUACUUGGCAGAUUUUAAAUUGCAUCUUAACAGCUGGCUACUCGCUUACUCUGCGGCUAGUCAUGGAUAAAGCUAAGCAGGCAACCAAAUCAGGGUCACUUAAUAAAGUGUCCAUGGUUUUGCUGAACAAUUUGUUGUCUCUACCCUUUGCCAUCUUCUUGAUUUUUGUUUUGAACGAAUGGGACUAUGUAAUAAACACUUCUGUGAUUAGAUUGCCAAUGUUUUGGGUUGUCGCAACAGCUAGUGGGUUGCUUGGUCUUGCCAUUAGCUUCACUUCCAUGUGGUUUUUACAUCAAACUGGACCAACCACUUACAGCCUUGUAGGUUCCUUGAACAAGGUUCCCAUCUCUUUAGCAGGACUUGUGUUGUUCAAAGUUCCACUCAGUGUACCAAACCUGUUCAGCAUACUUUUCGGUUUAUUUGCCGGAAUAUUCUUUGCCAGAGCCCAAAUGUCAUGAUCCAAGAACACCCCAUUGUCCGAAUGAGAUCAAGCAAACAUGGCUUCUCUCCUUUUGUAAGGAUAUACAUACAUUAAAAGUUUGUAGGAAACAAAAUUUGAUUGCAAUCUCAAAGGAGUAAACAUAUAUACUUCAUAUACACAACUCGGAAAGG
Molecule: messenger RNA, 1525 nt
Organism: Hibiscus syriacus
Lineage: Eukaryota; Viridiplantae; Streptophyta; Magnoliopsida; Malvales; Malvaceae
Product: GDP-mannose transporter GONST2-like
Exons: 11
Coding region: 229-1371 (380 amino acids)
Cellular component (GO): Golgi apparatus
Molecular function (GO): GDP-mannose transmembrane transporter activity; antiporter activity
Source: RefSeq, a predicted model, not a curated record